Molecule: messenger RNA, 1248 nt
Organism: Rotaria sordida
Lineage: Eukaryota; Metazoa; Rotifera; Eurotatoria; Philodinida; Philodinidae
Source: the annotation of a GenBank genome assembly
AUGAGUGCACUUAUGCAAACAAUUUUAUGUCCUGUUUUAUUAAUUGGUGGUUUUGCUGAUCUUUAUACUGAUACAGUUUUCCGUUUAAUAAAUAAAUUAAAAUGUCCAAAACGAGCGAUCUUAGGUCCAUGGGGACAUGAAUGGCCAGAUAUUGCUUAUCCUGGACCACAAAUUGGUUUUUUAUUAGAAAUAGUUAAAUGGCUUGAUUAUUAUAUUAAAGGAAUUGAUAAUGGUUAUGAUAAAAAAGAAAUAAUAUCUAUUUAUAAAUUAAAUCCAAAUAUUGAUGAACUUCAUUCAAUUGUAAAACAAAGAAAAGGAAAAUGGAUUCAUUUAAAUGAUAUUCUAUUUUAUCCAAAUGAACAUUUACAAAGAAAUGAUUAUUUUACAAAUGAAAAUCAACAAAUAAAUCAAAAACAAAUUAAAUAUUAUUUAUCUUUUGGAUCUUUGACAACUGAACCUAUUUCAAAUAAUUUAUUUCCUAAUAAAAUAUCAUUUUUAUCUCCUCAACAAACAGGAAUAUCAUGUGGAAAUUUAUGUGGAUUAGGAUAUGUUCAUCAUCCUUCAAAUGCAAUAGAUCAACGAGAAGAUGAUGGAAGAUCAUUAUGUUUUGAUUCUCUUCCAUUAACUAAUGAUUACGAAUUAUUUGGAUUUCCAACUGUUAAACUUAAUUUAAGUUCUUCAAGUCAAGUUGGUUUAAUAUGUGUUCAUCUUUGUAUGAUUGAUCAAAAUACUUCAUCUUCAAUUCUUAUUGCACGUGGCGUUCUUAAUUUAACACAUCAUCAAUCACAUGAACAUCCCAAAUUAUUAAAUAUCAAUCAAAUUUAUAAUAUUGAAGUAACAUUAAGUGGUAUUUGUGUAUGUCUUCCAGCUGGUUGUCGUCUUCGUCUAGCUUUAUCAACAUCAUAUUGGCCAAUUGUGUGGCCUUCAUCUCAACUAGCAACAUUAACACAAUCUUCAUCUGAUCGUUUUCGAAUAUUUAAUGAAGUUAAUCAAACAAUUAUAUUACAAAUAAAUGAAGAUGAUGGUUCUAUUGAAUAUCCAGAUGCAAGAAUUGAAAUCUUAAGAUAUUUAAAAUAUUAUUUUAAAAAUGAAUCAUCAAUUAAAGUUGAUAUACAAACAAAAUCAAUAAUGUUUACUCAACAAUCACCAUCAACAUAUCAAAUUAUACAUCAAUUAGAUAUUACAAAUAAUGAUCAACCUUUUUUUAAUAAAACUUUCAAUUUAUCUUUUCCAAGAAUUUAUAAUUAA